GAUGCCAAAUAGUUUGUCAAAAUUCUUCGCUGUAACGGCCGAAAAAAUGUUAGCCACUGGAAAAUCUGUUAUCCUCCAAGAAUAUCAACGGAGCAGCACCCCAACAAUAGUUGCAGCAGGGAGUAAUAAAAUAUUUCAACAACAACUCGAGGAACACGUGGAUUCAGUGCAAUAAGAUACGAAAAAAUGACAAGUCAUCUGUUACCGCCGCUAUCUAGACGGCGAGCACUGCUUGGUACUACUGUGAUACAGCCCGAUAUCUGCAGGCACCAGAGACAAAUGUAAGGCGUAUUUCGAAACAAGUGAGAUGGAGUGCUUGGGGAAAAAGCUCGUGAAAAGGGGAUGUGACAUUGUGAAGUGUAACGGCGGCGAAAUGAAUCUUCAGUUCGACAUGCGGAAAGGGGAUCUGAAGAUAUUUUAACGGUCUUCUCCUGCAACGACUUUUGGGUUUUUAUUUUUAGAUCGCAGCAGCUCCAUUGGGCGCACUAAUGUGAUAUGCGAAAUAAACUAAACGCGACCGAGUGCGCGGCUCUGCGGGAGGAGGUCGACUUCACCGACACCCACCUGUUGAUAUCGUUAUCAGUGCUUGCUCUCAUCAUCGUCAUGGUCAUCAUAGGCAACUGCCUGGUCAUCGCAGCUGUCUAUUGCUCCUCCAAAUUGAGGUCGGUCACCAACUUCUUCAUCGUGUCACUGGCAGUAGCGGACCUUAUGGUGGGAGUUGCCGUGCUGCCUUUCUCCGCCACCUGGGAGGUCUUCAAGGUGUGGAUAUUCGGAGACAUAUGGUGUCAAAUGUGGCUUGCUGUAGAUGUGUGGAUGUGUACUGCAUCCAUUCUCAAUCUGUGUGCCAUCUCAUUAGACAGGUACCUUGCUGUGACUAGGCCGAUAACGUACCCAAGCAUCUUGACGCAUGCUAGAGCGAAACUGCUGAUAGCGGGUCUAUGGAUACUCAGCUUUGUCAUCUGCUUCCCGCCAUUAGUAGGAUGGAAAGAUCCUAAGGUGAGCAUAACAGCUAUUAUCUCUGGAGUAAGUGAGUUCUGUUUGACGAGCUCAGACACCCGGUAAACUUUCAGC
This is a messenger RNA of Acanthoscelides obtectus, 1071 nucleotides long. The record is from the annotation of a GenBank genome assembly. NCBI's taxonomy places the organism in Eukaryota, Metazoa, Arthropoda, Insecta, Coleoptera, Chrysomelidae.